UUACCUUUAAAUUAAAGUCACCAAUUCUACAAUUGUCUGCUAAUAGCAGUGCUGCAAUACCAUCAUAUAAAGAUAUAAUAUUUUUUGAAAAUAUGUUCUUCAGUAGGAAAGUCUUGCAUCUUCACGUAUACGAUAUAAAGAUAUAAACGCAUCACCAUCACUACAAAAUAAUCGGGUCGGCUGUUGCUUCACUCAAUAUCUUCUGAUUCGUCAACUUAGUUCACUAUUCAGAAUGGAUUCCUCAGUCAUCGUCCCAACAUGGACACCCGGGUCAAGCCCCGAACAUUCUUCUCAAAACCAUCAGCCUGAAGCAGCUGAGAAUGACAACUUGGAAAUUGAAAGCAUGGUUUCUGGACGAGUCGGUUCCUAUGAUGAAGCGCCGUCUUUCAGGAUUGAGAUAGAACCAGGUGAUGGCGUUUUCUUGACAUGGGCUGAUCUUUGGGUGACUGUUUCUAAGGGGAGAAAGGGAAGCAGGGCGAUCUUACAAGGGCUCACUGGGUAUGCUGAGCCAGGGAAGAUGUUAGCCAUCAUGGGACCUUCAGGGUGUGGCAAGUCAACCCUUCUUGAUACACUGGCAGGAAGACUACUAAGUUCGCGUAUUCAUCAAACAGGGGAGAUCCUAGUUAAUGGUCGCAAGGAAACGCUUGCUUUUGGAACUUCGGCUUAUGUUACUCAAGAUGAUGCUCUAGUGACAACGCUUACAAUAAGGGAAGCUGUUUUCUACUCAGCACAACUUCAGUUGCCUGAUUCCAUGUCAAUAUCUGAAAAGAAAGAAAGAGCUGAGAUGACAAUAAGAGAAAUGGGGUUGCAAGAUUCCAUGGACACUAGAAUCGGAGGGUGGAGCACCAAAGGACUUAGUGGAGGACAAAAGCGAAGAGUUAGCAUUUGUAUUGAGCUCUUAACAUGGCCUAAGCUUCUCUUCCUUGACGAGCCCACUAGUGGACUAGACAGUGCAGCAUCCUACCAUGUUAUGAAUCGAAUUGUGAAGCUAGCUCACCAACAUAAAAGGACUGUAAUUGCAUCCAUUCAUCAACCUAGUAGUGAAGUUUUUGAGCUUUUCCAUAAUCUUUACCUUCUCUCCUCUGGCAAAACAGUUUAUUUUGGUCCUAUUUCAAUGGCUGAGAUGCUUUUUGCUAUAAAUGGAUUCCCUUGUCCACCUUUAAAGAACCCAUCAGAUCAUUAUCUUAAAACCAUCAACAAAGACUUUGAUGAGGACAUAGAGCAAGGAAUAGGUACCAAUAACACAGAGGAAAUCAUCAACACACUUGUCAAGUCUUACAAGUCAUCAGAGAUAUGGAAACAAGUUCAUCAUAAUGUAUUAAAGAUAUCCCAACAAAAAGGAUGGCCUCUAGAGAGCAAAGGAAGCCAAGCUAGCUUCAUUACCCAAAGCAUUGUUCUUACGAAGAGAUCUUUUAUUAAUAUGUAUCGCGAUUUUGGGUACUACGUGCUUCGCUUUGUAAUGUAUUGUGCAUUAUGUUUAUGUAUUGGGACUAUCUUCCAUGAUAUUGGCUACAGCUACAAUUCUAUUCAGGCUAGAGGAUCCAUGCUCUCGUUUGUUUCGUCAUUCUUGACUUUCAUGGCAAUAGGAGGAUUCCCUUCUUUUGUUGAAGACAUGAAGAUCUUUGGUCGGGAAAGACUGAAUGGACAUUAUGAGGUUGGAGCAUUUGUUAUUGGAAACACAAUUUCAUCCAUCCCCUACUUGUUUUUAAUCUCAUUAAUCCCAGGAGCACUAGCUUAUUACUUGGUUGGACUUCAGAAGAAUUUUGGUCAUUUUGUCUAUUUUGUCUUAUUGCUCUUCAGUAGCAUGACGGUGGUCGAGAGCAUAAUGAUGACUGUUGCAAGCAUUGUGCCAAAUUACCUCAUGGGAAUCAUUACAGGAGCUGGUAUCCAAGGGAUAAUGCUUUUAAAUGGUGGUUUCUUUCGGUUACCUAAUGACCUCCCUUACCCAAUUUGGAAGUACCCCGUGUACUACAUCGCAUUUCACACGUAUACAAAUCAAGGAUUCUACAAAAAUGAAUAUGAAGGAUUGAGUUUCAACAACGAUCGAGCUGGGGGACCUCCUACCAUUAGUGGUGAUGAAGUCUUGAGAAACUAUUGGCAAGUUGACAUGGGAUACUCUAAAUGGGUUGAUCUUGCAAUCUUGGUUAGCAUGGUGGUUAUAUAUCGUUUCACGUUCUGGGGAAUUAUUAUCAGUGCUGAAAAGGUUAAGCCUAUUCUCAAAUACUAUAUGUCAGUCUCUCCUAAACAAUCAAGUCUGAUACUAGAAAACUCUACUCCUAUUUCUUCACAACAAGAAAUGGUUUGAAAUGUUAUGUAUUAAGUAUUUAUAUAGCUAUGGCUUUGUAUAAGUUUGUAUUUGAAUAGAACUUAACUACCUUCCUUGUCUGGCAUAAA
Gossypium arboreum is the source of this 2394-nucleotide messenger RNA. Its product is annotated as ABC transporter G family member 1-like. The transcript is spliced from 8 exons. Bases 233 to 2305 code for a protein of 690 amino acids. The record is from RefSeq and is a predicted model, not a curated record. Gene Ontology annotation, molecular function: ATP binding; ATP hydrolysis activity; ABC-type transporter activity. Gene Ontology annotation, cellular component: membrane. Lineage: Eukaryota; Viridiplantae; Streptophyta; Magnoliopsida; Malvales; Malvaceae.